AUGUUUGCUGCAGGCUAUGAAACCACAAGCACGACAAUGAAAUGGGUGCUAGCAUUCUUAGUUAACUACCCAAAGUACCAAGAAGCCAUUCAACUGCAGUUAGAUGAAGAAGUUGCUGACCAUACUCCUUCUUUGGAAAACCGGUCUCGUCUGCCUCUCAUCCAAGCAACCAUUAUAGAAGCACUUCGAGUUGGAAACGUAGUUCCACUUGCAGUUCCUCAUGUCACGCUCACAGACACAACCCUCUGUGGAUACAGGGUUCCUAAAGAUACCAUCGUCUUUGUUGAUACGGAAUCCGUCCAUUUAAAUUCCAAAUGUUGGGAAGAUCCCACCGUUUUUAAUCCGUACCGCCACAUUGACGAGGACGGGCAGUUGAUCACCAACCAAGGUAAUUUCUUCCCUUUUGGAGCUGGACGCCGGGUUUGUGCUGGGGAAUCUUUGGCGAAAGUUGAGCUGUUUUUGUUCAUGUCGUGGAUGCUUCAGAAGUUUACCUUUGUUGCUGAAGAAGAUGGUCGUCCCCCAAAGUUGGAGGGAAUUUUCAGCCUCACCCAAUUUCCAGUUCCCUACAAGAUACGCGCGAUCAAAAGAAAGUGA
Messenger RNA from Porites evermanni, 594 nucleotides. NCBI's taxonomy places the organism in Eukaryota, Metazoa, Cnidaria, Anthozoa, Scleractinia, Poritidae. The record is from the annotation of a GenBank genome assembly.